AUGUCAUGGCAGGAGGGAGCGAAGCAUCUCGGGCACCGAGGCUUCCUCCUCGCCUUCCUCGCCCUGCUGGCGCUCACCUCCGCAGCGGCCAAAAGGAAAGACAAAGUGAAGAAGGGCGGCCCGGGGAGCGAAUGCGUCGAGUGGACCUGGGGACCCUGCACCCCCAACAGCAAGGACUGCGGGGCGGGCUUCCGUGAAGGGACCUGCGGGGCCCAGACUCAGCGCCUCCGCUACCGGGUGCCAUGCAACUGGAAGAAGGAGUUCGGAGCCGACUGCAAGUACAAGUUUGAGAGCUGGGGGUCCUGCGAUGGGAGCUCGGGCACCAAAGCCCGCCAGGGCACCCUGAAGAAGGCGCGGUACAACGCCCAGUGCCAGGAGACCAUCCGCGUCACCAAGCCCUGUGCCCCCAAGACCAAAGCCAAGGCCAAAGCCAAGAAAGGGAAGGGAAAGGACUAGAGGCCAGGCCUGAAUCCAAAGAGCCCCUGGCCCAUGUGCUCCCUCUCCCGGCCCCAGUAUAACCCACCAGUGCCUUUUGUGACUCUUCAGCUUUAUCAAUCAUGCCCUGCCCUCCCCCACCCCCCAAGUGCCCACAGUGGGGAGGGACAAGGGAUUCUGGCAGCUGGAGCCUCCCCCAAAGGAAUUU
Molecule: messenger RNA, 643 nt
Organism: Myotis myotis
Lineage: Eukaryota; Metazoa; Chordata; Mammalia; Chiroptera; Vespertilionidae
Product: midkine-like
Exons: 1
Coding region: 1-456 (151 amino acids)
Molecular function (GO): growth factor activity
Source: RefSeq, a predicted model, not a curated record